This is a messenger RNA of Trypanosoma cruzi, 594 nucleotides long. RefSeq lists its product as uncharacterized. The coding region runs from base 1 to 594 and encodes 197 amino acids. NCBI's taxonomy places the organism in Eukaryota, Euglenozoa, Kinetoplastea, Trypanosomatida, Trypanosomatidae. The record is from RefSeq and is a predicted model, not a curated record. The transcript has a single exon.
AUGCCAAUUCCCUCUCCGCCCCCUCCAAUGCGGUUUGUGCCGAACGGGGUGGGAGGCGGAGGUGCGCGGGAUUUGACUGCUGUGAAGGAACCGAACUUUGAGGUGCUUGAGACUUCAUCCCCGGUUCCGGCACGUGUCAUCCACAACGCGCCUGCAUCCGCCGUGCCUUCAGGGACGCAGCGGCCCGUAGAAGCACCACCGUCCACGCACGCCACCGGUGCGCAACACCACCCUAAGGCCGUCCAUUCGCCUCCACUUGCUUGCCCCGCUCUCGCCAUGACGUCAACGCCUGCCUCCUCAUCCUCCUCCUCGUCCUCGCAGCAGGUGGCGCAGUUGUGGCAGCUCGUGCAGGACCUGACCGCUGAAAACGCCGUCCUACAGCAGCGGGUGCGGGUGUUAAUGGAGGGCGAGACCCACGAUGCCAUACUGCCAGGCAUGUUGACUGCCCCCUCCUCACCCGAGGAGACGGAGGCGCUCCUGCUACGCGUACGACGUCUUGAGGCGGCGCUUAAGGUAGAGGCAAUGGAACGCGAGGCAUUGGAGGUGCGGCUGCAGGCCCAAGAGCAAGUCCUGACACGACUGCUGAGGCGAUGA